Molecule: messenger RNA, 4708 nt
Organism: Xiphophorus couchianus (Monterrey platyfish)
Lineage: Eukaryota; Metazoa; Chordata; Actinopteri; Cyprinodontiformes; Poeciliidae
Gene: uvrag
Product: UV radiation resistance associated gene
Exons: 15
Coding region: 193-2385 (730 amino acids)
Biological process (GO): SNARE complex assembly
Cellular component (GO): endosome; lytic vacuole
Molecular function (GO): SNARE binding
Source: RefSeq, a predicted model, not a curated record
UAGCAGAAUAGCCCGUACUUUGUUUACGUCCCGCUGCUGGACUGACAGCUGUCGGAAAGCUUUACGCACAUGAACGUUCAUAACUGCGUGUCUGUCGUGGUUGCCCGCAACUUGGUGAACUUUUGUUUUGAAAUGCUAAGGAUGGAGCGUUUUGUUGAAUGAGAAGAAGACUCGCUAGAUGCCGACAGGAGGAUGAACUCCAUCACCGGUCGGGCUCUUGCUAUCCCCGCCGCCUCUGUCACCAACUCUGGAGCUUCAUCCUCUCGAGCCCUGCAUGUGGAGCUCACAUCCCAGCAGAGACGGUUGCGUCAUCUCCGGAGCAUUGCUGCCAGGAACAUAGUCAACAGGAAUGGUUCUCCGCUGCUGGACACUUACUUCACCCUCCACCUCUGCGUAGGAGACCGCAUUUCUAGAGAUUUUUACAAGAGUGAAGUCAUUCGAGACUCACUGAACCCAACCUGGCGGAGCUUGGACUUUGGAAUGCUCCCAGACCUCCUGGAUACUUCAGUGUCUUGCUUUGUGGUUCGGAUUUGGGGUGGGCAGAAGGAACAGUACCAGCUCCUCAUUGAAUGGAAGGUCAACUUGGAUGGCCUGAGAUACACAGGACAACAGAUUCGAUCCAGAUACCCAAAUGAGAUCAUAUUUGGGCUGAAUGAUGGCUACUAUGCAGCUGACUUUGAUCACAAGGAUACGUCGGAGCAGAAGAAUUACAGUCUGCUUCAGGUCGACCAGAGUUCAGUCAGGAACUCCUACAGCGUUUUCUCUUUGCUCAGGCUUCACACAGCACAGAGAGCCAUCAAGCAGACCCAAGUGACAGUUCAGAGGUCCGGCCAGGAGAUUGAAGAAAAACUAAGAACAACGGCGGCUUGUACUGAGCGGAAGAAGGAGCGGGAGUGCAUGCAGCUGCGCAUAGCUGUACUCUGCAGCGAGCUGCAGCGGCAGAAGAAGGCGUUUGGCAGGGAAAUAGACGUUCGGCAGAAGGAGAGGGCACAUCUACAGAAGAAAGAGGAAGCGUUUUCCUCUCAGCACGAAAGUCUGAAGGAGGAGAAAGAAUCCCUAACAAAGUUGCAGAAGGAAUGUACGGCCAAGAGAGAGCAGUUCCUCAAAACCAACGCCCAGCUCACCUUCCGCUGUCGUCAGCUCCUCUCUGAGCUCUCCUACAUCUACCCCAUCGAUGUGGUCAAUCAGUCGGAUUAUGUCAUCUGUGGAGUGAAGCUGCCAAACUCGGACGACUUUCAAGCAAAGGAUGAUGGGAGCGUGGCGGUCGCCCUGGGUUACACGGCACACCUGGUCCUGAUGAUCUCCUGCUUCCUCCAGCUCCCUCUCCGGUACCCUGUGAUCCACAAGGGUUCCCGCUCCUCCAUCAAGGACACCAUCACUGACAGACUCACUGAGAAGGAGAGAGAAUUCCCAUUGUAUCCUAGAGGAGAGCGCUUUCAUUUUGAAUACGGCGUCUACUUGCUAAACAAGAACAUCGCCCAGCUGAGAUAUCAGCACGGUUUGACCACCCCGGACCUGCAGCAGACGCUACCCAACCUGAAGAACUUUCUGGAGCACGGCCUGAUGGUGCGAUGCGACCGACAUCACGUCUCCAGCUCGAUUCCAGUGCCCUCCAAGUCGCAGCUGGGUGUGUCCGCCGCCUCAGAAACGGGCUACCCUCACCACAACAGUUCUCCGGACCGAGGCCCGAGGAAGAGGGCGAGCUCGGAGGCCGAGGCACAGCUCAAGUACAAGCCAACGCCUUCCCCAAACAACAAGGCAGCCGCAGGGGAAGAGAGGCCUCCGGCUAACCUGACACCACCUUCACCGGCACCAAAACAUGUGUCCUCGUCGCUUGAUGCCAGCAUGGCCUCACCUCACCUCAACACACAUGCAGCGGCCAAGGAGGAGGAGGAGGGGGAGCAGGGUGGGCACACGGAGGUAGAGGAGAAAAAUAAAACCGCUGGCAUAGAGAGGGAAGCGGAUAAACAGAAAGAAUCCGAGGAGCGGCUGGCCAGCAGCGCAGGGGCAUCCAGUUCCUCCGUAGUGCAGGAAGUUGGAGAGGAAACUGUUUCCAGUAACCAUACAGGCGCAAUGAACGGCUCCCUGGCAAAAGGUCAGGCGCCGUUAGGCCUCGUCCCGGAGCUGCACUGCUCCGUGGAGCAAGCUGAGGAGAUCAUGGGCACAGAAGCCACGGGGCUAGGGAUGGGGUUGGGGCUAACAGAGGAGGCCCGGCUGGAAGACUACCACUGUGUUCCCGUGGAUCACGCGGUAGCCGUUGAGUGCGACGAACAGGUGCUGGGUGAGCUGGACGUGGCAGGCUUUGAGGAGUUCAACAGGCGCAUCUAUGCACUAAACGAGAACAUGUCCAGCUUCCGCCGGCCACGCAAGAACUCUGACAAAUGAGAUUUAUGGAGUGGUGCGGGGUGGGGCAGAAGGCCAGAGGGAGUCUUGGUAAAACUUGCACAUCGUCUGAACAGAUACAAGGCAGGGAGAUGAACUGAAAAGACUGGAGUGUGGUUCUGAGCAACAGUUGUUCUGGAUGAACCGAUUUGCACUUAUUAAUGACAUUUCCCCCAGAAAUCUUUCCAGUUAGAAAAGUCAAAUGAAAGUCCUGGGACAGAAAGUGUUUUUGUUUUGAUUCCAGCAGCUAUACAUCUUUAGAAAAAUGGCCCGAAACGGCUCAUCAGGUGUUUUAAUUUACUAAGUUUGACAUCAGUUUCUGAAUUCAACAAUUACGCGAGACAUUACAUGGGACCACUCAGGUGACAUUUCCACUCAUCUGGUUUUCCAAUAGAGAUGCACAGAGAAACAGAAUCUAGUCAUUGUCAGUUUGUUUGGCUCUGACAAUUACAAACUUAACCCAAACUCUUCAGUGUGGAAGUUCCUGCUGUGAGAAGAAGAUUAAAAGUUUGCUAGUUUAGUGUCAUUGAGGUGUUUAAGAUGAAGUCAGGAGAAGCAGAUAUAAGUUUUGAAAGAAAUCUGAGUUUUCUAUGACAUGUUGGAGAAUGUCAAAACAAAUGCAAAUAUUUUAGGACACUUGAAAUAAGACAAACCCAACAUACGAGUAACUUUUUAGCAAGAUAUAAAAGCUUGUUUUAAGUAGUUCCUAAAUAUUGGUAAUUAAAAAAAUAAGUACUCUCUCCACUGGCACUAGUUCACUUCCACCAAGACAUUUUCCAAUGAUAUAAGUGAAUUAAUCUGCUGGUGGAAGUAGUCCUUUUUUCAUCCAUAUUAAUGAAUUAUUUACUUAAGACAAGCUCCUAUAUCUUGCUGAACAGUUACUUAUUAGUUGGUUUUGAUUUAUUUUAAGUGUACCAACAUAUUUGCACUAGAAACUAGACCAAAAAUACUUGGUAAAGACGUUGUGUUUUUGCAGUGCUGGGCUUGACUCAGGCUGCAAGAGAGAGAGAGAGCAAGACUUACAGCAGAUAACAGGAAGGCUGAGUGUAAAGUACUACUUUCGGAACUCUCUCAGGUCAGGAAUAAACCGAGUCAUCCUAAUGGUGUUUCAAAUGUCAGCCCAGUGGGUUGGAUGUCAGUAGAAUGCUUUCUGUUAUAGAUCUGAAUGUUAUUAGCAAGGCAAGCCUUACAAAAACCUGAAAUUGGAAAUUGACCACAGUCGUCUUGUAUCUUUACUGGCUAUUAUUAGCAUCACAACCCUUUACAACUUCAGUUAAAAAUCCAUUUCCUACUGCAGUCCGAGAGCAUCUUCAGCACAUUGUCUUCAAAUGUUUUGUCUUCAUUCCCAGCUUACUGUCCCAGCACUUCCACCCCUGACGAACAUGAUAAUUUCAGGGUGCAUGUCACUGGAUGUGUGCAGCAGGGAGCUUUUGGACUCUGAUAUAAGUGAGCGUCAGACAGUCAUCAGCAUGCAGACAGUCACACGUACGCAGUUAGGACGCUCCCACCAAUGAUCUUUGGGCACAGCAGGAUUUUUGCCGUUCCACAGUGAGGUGGAAGCUGCGACUGGGCGGCCGGUUGCGGAGUCAUCUCGCCGAUCUCCGCCCGCCGACGGGACACUCACUCUGCACACACUCGGUUUUCCUUCAGGCUUUAAACGGGAAUUUCACAGGUGGACGGUGGGACCUCACAGCCAAUGGCAGGGAAACGGUGCAAUUGAUUCUUUCUUUCAUCCACCUUUGUGUCUAUUCCUUUGUUGUUGAUUUAUUUUACAAACUCUCUGAUAAAGAAUUCCAUUCUCAACAUCUGGUCCACUGAUGUUUACAUUCACAUUCGGUUGAUUAAAUGUAAUUCUGUGUUCUGGAAUGUCCCUCUCAGGCUCCUGUCUAACUGUUUUUUUGAACAAAAUCCUGUUGUCUGUGAUUGAGUCCCGUGUCUCCCUGUUCCGAAUGCUUUCCUGCACUGGUAUUCAAUUAUUGCUUUAUUUAUGUCUCUACAAAUAUAUGUGAAAUGUAAACCGAUGCAUAGAUUUAUUUCCUGAUAAUAUUGAAUGUCGCACAUGAAUAUUGUUAUCCAAUGUAGGGUGCCGGACUGAAUAAUCUGCCACGACAAAGAUGGACCCGCCACCUUCAGCCCAUGAAAAGUUUUAGAUCCUGUAAGGUGGAGACUGUAAGAUGUUGCAUUGAGAGAGAAAAAGGAACAAUGUUAUAUCAUUUCCAUAAACUGCUAUACAGUUAAACAAAUGUACAUAUUCUUUUGUAUGGAGAAUUCUUUUGGUUAUUAAAGACUUUCAGUCCAACGGCAUGGCUGUAUUUGCCCCCCCCUU